This is a messenger RNA of Bemisia tabaci, 6942 nucleotides long. RefSeq lists its product as uncharacterized. Gene Ontology annotation, biological process: centriole replication. NCBI's taxonomy places the organism in Eukaryota, Metazoa, Arthropoda, Insecta, Hemiptera, Aleyrodidae. The record is from RefSeq and is a predicted model, not a curated record. Gene Ontology annotation, cellular component: centrosome.
GUUUGGCGGUACCAGUUGUUUAUUGAUGCCUCCAAUUGAAGUUCUUUCUUCGCCUCCGAAAGCUCUCAACUUUCAAAGUUCCUCUUAUGAAGCUGUGAAAUUCAAUUACUGUAGUUUACCUCUCUAUAAUGUGCCUCGGUAAAUUCUCCACUAUAGUUCGUCAGUUGUGAUGCCUAGAUCCUAACCAUUGCAUAUUGUUGACUUCUCCCAACCACAACCACUGUCUUUUCAUUUACAUUUUUGCCGAUGUAAUCCUGAAAUUUCUCUCGAAAAUUAAGUAUUAAUCUCAUGAUCAUGAGUGAUAAUCCUGGUGUUAGUUUAUUCCAAGGAAAUGAAGAGUUGGAAAUCGAAACAAAUACACAGAGACUGGAGGAACAGGAAGCUCUUGAGGAUGAGAGACGAAGGCAAGCUGAGAUUGGAAAUGCCAUCGCCUCAGCAUUUGAAGAUCUGGAGGAUGAAGAUGAUCUCAAAACAAGUGAUAGUAGUUUUAGCAGUUCUCCUAAUCAGUAUGAUCCUCCUCAGUAUUAUGAGCAUUUGAUGAAUAACAAUGUGAAAAAGAACACGCAAGACAACUCGGAACCAAGACCAUACAUGAAUGGAGGGUAUCACAUCAAGGACCUCCAAGGUAUUAUCGAUAACAGCCACCUGUACAUAACUCAGCCUCCAGCAGAGCAGUAUCAAAAAAAGCACGCUUUCGAAAAUGGACACAUUUCACCAGAGACAUUCCAGCAGCCAGACCAUACCAACACGCAUCAAAAUUUUUACAAUCAAAACUAUGGGGAUGAAGCUAUCAAUUCAAAACAACUGGAGGUUCUCUAUGACAUUAGGCUGAAAGAAAUCGACCGUCUGGAAAAUGAACUUAAAUCUGUCAGACACGAGUUUGAGGCUGAGAAGAACAAACUUUUACGGAAAGCAACUUUAAUGGAAGCUGAAAAAGAAAAGGCUGUGAUCGCCAGGAAUUCUGCUCAAGAAUUGUUGGUGGAAAGUAAGGAAAAAAUCUCCAACUCUCAGAAAGAAAUUGAAUCUCUCAGGAUAAGUUUAAAAAGUGCUGAACAGAGCAAAAAAGAGUUAGCCAAAGAGCUUCAAAAGUCGAUUUUAACCGUUGAUGACCUUCAACGCAGAUUAAAAGCCAUGGAGUCUUUCAAUAAGAAUGAUGUAAAGCAAACAGACGAUAUUGUGAAAUCUCUCAAAUCUAAGCACGAACAUGAGCUAAGUGAGUUAUCACGGAAGUAUGAGUCAGUCAAACAGGAACUGGAAACAAAGAGGAAGGAUGUUUCAAGGUUACAACGUACCAUCGAAGAAAUGGAUAAUAAACACACAAAAAUGUUACUCGAGAAAACGGAAACUAUCAAUAAAUUAAGUCAAAGUUUAGAGAAAAGCCAAUCUCAGUGCCAGCAAUUGAUGACUUCCAGUAUGUCUACAGACAGUGGUUACCUUCAAAAAAUUCUCGACCAGACCAACAGAGAGAAAAGGGAACUCGAACAGAAAGUGCAGAAUCUGAGCAGUGAAUGUGAGAUGCUUCGCACAGAUCUAGUAACAUACGAAAAUAGCAUCAAAUAUGGUAUUGUGCAAUUUGACUUGUCCAAACAAGACAAAAAUGACUCAAUAGCAUUACUGGGAUUAGGCGAAAACAGUUAUAUCGACACCUCAAAUGAAUCGAAUCGUGGUUUUAAAGACGGCUCAAAAGUCGGUGACGAUAGUCCGAUAACCAGACUGCGAGGUGAAUUACAUCGAUCAAUGAUUGCAAAUAAAGCAAAACGUAAUAAAAUCACUCAGCUAGAAACGAAACUGCGUGCAGCAGAAGGUCAGAUUGAAAAUCUGAAGCAGGAAGAGGCUAAAUAUUCCACACAGAACAAAAACCUUCUGGAAAACAUUCAUAAAUUGACGGAGCAUAUUAAUGCGAAGGAAAAAGAAUGGCAAGAAAAAGAAGAUCAAAGCGAGAGAAUAUUGCUGUACGAGAAGCAGCUACGAGAGAAAGAGGCUAAAAUCGAGCAGCUGAAAGAAGAAAUCAAGAGUGUCCGCCUCGAUUUAGAGAUGAAGAGCAUGGAAGUAGAGACGCAGAAAAGUAAAAUUAGCAACGAUCAGUUUAUGCUCCGAGAAGAUGCAGUCGCUAGGAUCAAAAGAGAUGUCUCGUAUGAGAAAGAGAAGAUAAUUAAACAACUAGAACUUCAGCUAGAUCAACUCAGAACGGAAUUAGAUGAAGUGAAAGAGCUUUAUACAAUUGCAUGCGCGGAUAAGAAACUCUUGCAGGAAGAGAAGCUGAAUUAUUUGAAGCAAGUCAGUGAUAUUUCAGCGGAGAGAGAAGCCCUCUCCAAAAAGCUUGAUCUAAUCAACAAGGAAAAACAGCGACUUCUCCAGCAGGUGGAAGAUCUGAUGACUGCCAAAAUUAACUUGUCAAAACGAAUUGAAUCACUUGACCAUGGUGCUGAUUCAAAACUGAAAGAGAGACUUCAAGAAAUGGAAAAAACUCAUCAAAAGGCACUGCAGGAGGUGAGAGAGCAAGUAAAAGAGCAGACGAUAAGUUAUUUUGCUGGGAAAAUGGAGCAGCUGGAAGAUAGUUACAGGGCACGACACUCUCAGAUUGUUAUGGCUCAGAAGAAGUUGGAGGUCCAAUUGGAACAGAGGCUAAGAGAGAUUGAGGAGUUGAAGAAAGAAGUCAACGAAAGUAAAAAAGAAAAGGAGAUGGUCGAAAAAGUGUUAAAGAAACGGGUUGAUGAGUUGAGUGAGCAGAUUGAGGCUGAACGAGAAAAAGCUGCCGAGUUCCUGUCAACAUGGACUAGAGAAGUCAGUGAUAUGCAAGCGGAAACAUCAGAAUUCAAGCAAGAGCUAGAAAAACUGAGACCGAAGUAUCACAACCUGAAGAAAGCAGUGCAUGUUUAUAAAACGCGGGCUGAAUAUUUUGAAAAGAAAGCAAAAGAAGACCACGACAAGCUAAAGAAAUCCUCCGAGCUUAUUGAGCAAAAAUACAAAGCUAUGAUCAACAAAAAAGAACUAGAGAUCGAAGAAAAACUUCACCAGCUAGAAGAAGUGUACCAAGAAGCUGUUGGAACUCCUCCCUUAACAAGAACACGGAUAUCAGCAGGAGAUAACGUUGUAACGAACGAUGGUUGAAAUCGAAUUGAUUGAUUCCUUCAAAAAUUGUUAUAUUUUUAAGUUAACUAAACUUUAUUGAAUUUUACUGGCACAGGAAGUCCUCACCAGGGUUGCCACGGUCAGAAUUAUCCGGGAAAGUCAGGUUUGGAAAUGUCAAUGUAAACUGGGGAACAUCAGUGAAAAAAACAGGAGUGGCUAGGAAAAAUGGUUAAAUCCCUAUUUUUUGCUUUCUAGGAUGUGUUUGGUGUCUGAACAGCAAAUUUUGCAUGUUUGCGUAUGGAAACAAGGAAUUGUAACCAUUCCAAAUACUUUUAAAUGUCAGAGAAUUUCUUUUUUCAAUUUCUGUGGCAACCCUUGAGUAGGAAGAGUUAUGAAUUUUGGAAAAUUUCAUUUUCCAUCAUCAGAGUCUGAAAAUUUGAGACCAUUCAAGAAAAUGAAGAAUUUUAAGGAGGGAUUUGAAGACUGAUGCUUUCGGAAUGUAGAUCAGACAAUGUCAUACUGACAUUGCUGCAUUUUUUCUAUCCAUUUCCAGUGCAUAUUUCGAAGAGGCUCCUCAAAUAAGAUUGAAUGCAGCCCUUAGUUGCCAAUCACCCUGCCUCAAUGCCUGAAUGUAAAAAAUAUGUUUAUCAAUCACAACGUUUGAAAGCUCCCAUUUUUUUUAUUUUCCUUAAGGGAAACUAAUCAAAAUGUUUCCUCACAAUUCUAUGUGAUUUUUUUAGAAUGAGUGAAGAAAAUUCACGAAUUAUUUCAACAGAAACUGUUUGGUUAAUUUUCCUUUUAAAAAAUAAAACACAAGCGAAGGCUUAUGUCGCAAUCUGAGGUAUGCAUUUUUCAGCUAUCAGUAUCUUUUUCUAUUGGGUUUUUCCAAUUCAGAGAAAGUACAGAGGUGAUGCAAAACUUCCACUCAUAGGCCUAACUAAAAACUCAUAAAUAGUGGAACAAGUAUUGUGUAGUUGUGAAGCUAGCAUAUCGACAAAAGAUCAUUAUAUAAUUUGCAUUGUUUGAUGGUAAAGCAAUGACAUUUUUCCCAUUUUUCUCACAUAAAUUGUUCAGUCCAUAUCUAAUAGUUUAGAAGCAUAUCGACAAAAGAUCAUUUUAUAAUUUGCAUCGUUUGAUGUUAAAGCAAUGACAUUUUUGCCAUUUUUCUCACAUAAAUUGUUCAGUCCAUAUCUGAUAGUUUAGAAAACAUUGAAAUGUAAAGGAACUUUUGAAUUUUUAUUUUUGUAACUCCAGACAUUUUAGAGUUUCUUAAGAAUAUUGAAGAACUUUCUCUCAGAUCAAAUGUUAUUAAAUUAAUUCUUGCUAUCGGAAUAAAAAUUAAGUUCUGAAGAAAAAAAUUGAUUCUGAAUAAUUAAAUGCAAGAGUCUGACCUUGUAAUUAGCAGAUCAAAUAAAAAAAAGCUCAUUUACAUACAAAUGAAGCGUAAACUAUCCUGACAUUCAUUAAAAUAUUCCAGAAAUUGUUUCUUUUCUUUUGUUGCAUUUGUGAUUUUAUUGUUUUUUUAUCUUUUUCUUCCGCUUUUAUUAAGUUCAUUCCAGUAUUUUUGUUUUAUAGGCUUAUAUGUGUAUACUUUGUAUAGUGAUGUUAUCUUUUUUAGUGCCUAAUAUUAUAGUACAAAAUUCAAUGAACCUAAAGUGAAGACAGCCAAUGUUGAUAGUAGAGCUACAAUUGAAUCUCACUAUGAUCGAGUUCAACAGAAUCGCAUUAAGUCGCAUCAAGUUUGAACCAAGGAAAGGUCUGAAGUUUUGUUCCACAAUAAGAUGGAAUGUUAACUAAGGUUAACGACUAUCCACGUGUUCAAACAUUUUUGACGGGGGAAAAUUUAUGUCUAGCUGAAUUCCAAAUCACUCCAAAAUGCGACUGGAUGUGUUUUUGUUGAACUUCAUCUAUUUCAACCUCUGUAAACUCGCAUGAAUGUUACAGCUGCGCUUUCAUAGCUUUAAUUGUAAAAAAAAAAAAAAACAAAAAACAAAACAUAGAUCUCUCUCUUGGACUUUACACCAUAAUUUUCAAUUUUUAAUUACCUUUUUUGGUUAUUUUAAUAUUCUUUGGAAAAAAGAGAGAAAAACAUUAUUGAUUGUUUAAAAUUUUACCAGUGAUGAUGCAUCUCUUUUCAUAGUAUUAACAAAUAGAUUCCUGUACAUUUAAAAGUUUGUAUGACAUCUCAUGUGCUUUAAAAGAAAAUAUGAGAAUGAUAUGUGAUUAAUUGCAAAAUAGUUAAUACUGGUAGGGAUUACUAUGUAGUAAUAUUGUUUUCAGUCAACGCAGUUUUCCGGACCUUCUUUCUAUUAUUGGUUAAAAUAUUGAUUGUACUUAAAAACUAGUGAAAAAAUACAACUGACUUUUAAGAAAAUUGAAAGUUUGCAACAAUCAUACUAUAGGUAAUCAUAAGAAGUGAAACUUCAGUGAUCAUGGUAUUGAAAAAUGACUGUUGAUGUUCCCUAAAAUAAAUAAUCUAUUCUGAUGCAAAUCGACACUGAAUUUAAGCUGAUAGUUACAUAAUUUUCUUUGUGGAAUCGCAAGUUUCUAUUAUUAGCAGACAAUGAAGUAUAAUCCUCUGCAUUCAUUUUCCAAAUUUAUUACCUGUAGCGAAUUCAACAAACCAUCUCAAACCGAUUGUGUAUUAAAAACUAUCAACCUUAGCUAUUAUUCAUGAGGGACUCGAUAUAAAUAAAAAAUUUAAUGGCACAUGGUGCCAUUCUAAAGAAGACAAUUAACGCCGCAUGAGUUUUUAGAUGUUGCCAAAUUUCCCUUGAUAAAAUACCAAUUUCUUACUUCUACUUACUUUUUAUUUAUUUAUUUAUCAAUUUCUAUUUUUCAGACGAUUUUCUGUACAAUUUAAUAAAAAGGACUUAAAAUUUUCACGGAAAAAUAUUCAUAAAUUUCCUUGAAACUCAGUAUUUUAUCUCGAGAAAUCUGGCAACCGCCGACUGUUCAAACAGCGUUUUUCCAUAGUGCAGCAGCAUGGAUAGCGUGAGAAUGGGCCUAGAAGGGGUCCUAGCCUGUCCAUUUUGUCAAAACGCAAGGGACUGAAAAGGCUAAUUUUUAUACUUUUUUCAAUUUUAGCCCUCUCAUUCUUGGAUGUAAGAGCUAAAGCGUCAAGUUUUAAAUUUCAGAUCUCCUGCAUUGCCCUUGUAAAGGUAUUUACAAUGUCUUCCCCACAUCAUUCGGACUAAGUUCAUGUCACGAUUCAUUUUUUAGGAUCUGUGUCUCUAUGCAGACUGACAUGUGCGUUUACGAAUGAAAAUUCUAAUUAAACCAAAAUCAUGGCAAUAGUAAAUGAAGUAAAGCUAGCCAGAGAGGCUUACUUGCGGUUACCAAAUUUCAUCUAGCAAUAUACUUGAAUGACUAUUUUGUCUCAUGUGCAUGUUUUGUAUAUUUUGAAAAUUUCAGGGAAUUUUCACUAAACCAACUUAAAUUUCCAAACAAUAUUGAUAGACAUCUUUCCAUUCUAAGUAAUUUUUGGAUGAAAUUUUGUUGCAAUGUUGCGAUGCAAUUAAGUCUCUUAAGCUCCUAUCCUCUUCAAUGAUCAUUACUGUUCAAAGUGUUAAAAAAGUUUCUGCAUUGCCCAUGACUCCGAAAAUUUACAUUCCCCGAUUACAAAACUGAAUGAUCCGUUUCAUCCAAGUUUCAUCAUAAGAUUUUUUGGUAUCAGAAUGUAUUGUCUGUAAGCAAUGCUAAGGCAUGGGCAGAGUGACAACUGUCCACAGCUGAAAAUUUCAUGUAAAUUAGGUACCUUAUUAAUUGUAAAUGAUGGUAAAUUAGCUUGUUGUUUUUUUCUAUUUUUUCAAAUUAUUUUUCCUACCUCUAAAAAAAUAUGUACAAGAAUAAAAAAAAAGUUAAAUUUGA